Molecule: messenger RNA, 1252 nt
Organism: Xenopus tropicalis (tropical clawed frog)
Lineage: Eukaryota; Metazoa; Chordata; Amphibia; Anura; Pipidae
Product: prostasin
Exons: 6
Coding region: 37-906 (289 amino acids)
Biological process (GO): proteolysis
Molecular function (GO): serine-type endopeptidase activity
Source: RefSeq, a predicted model, not a curated record
GAAGCCACAGAACACUGCUGGGGACAGAAGAGAACCAUGGAGAUGUCUCUUCCAAUCAGUGCUCUGCUCCUGGGGAUUCUGGGAAUCUCUGGGAUGGGUGAAGCCGACUCAAGCUGUGGGGUGCCUUUGGUACGGAGCCGCAUCAUGGGUGGCCAGGAAGCACCUUAUGGGAAAUGGCCCUGGCAAGCGAAUCUGAGGAGGCCUGGCUAUUAUCCUUACUGUGGAGGAACCCUCAUUGGUGAGAAAUGGAUCCUCACUGCAGCUGCGUGCAUCCAUAGCAACACUAAAAGUUCUUUCCAAGUUUUUGUUGGAGACUACAAUCUCGACAAUACAGACAAGGGAGAACAGCCUGUUUCGGUUAAACGAAUCAUUAUUCAUCCUUCCUACCGUGAAGGGUAUCUCAAUGACAACAUCGCUCUCUUGGAGCUGGCCACAAAGGUGCAAAUGAAUAAAGUCACCCUGCCGGUCUGUCUGCCUGAUGCUAGUGUGACAUUCCCGGACGGCCAAAAGUGUUCUGUGACCGGCUGGGGUCAAAUAAUGGAUGGUGCUGACCCACCAAGUCCUAGGGUUCUGAGGGAAGUAGAAGUGAAAAUGAUGAGUAACGACCGAUGCAACACAUUAUUCAACAUUCCCGACGCCUACGGCCGCACAACUGCCAAUUUGACGGAUACCAUGUUGUGCGCAGGAUACGCCAAAGGCGGCAGAGACUCCUGCAAUGGUGAUGUUGGAGGGCCCUUGGUUUGUCCUAAAGAUGGCCGCUGGUAUUUGGCUGGUGUGGUGAGCGGAGGAGAUGGUUGUGGGAAGCCAAAUCGCCCUGGAAUCUACACUCGCGUUAGUUCCUAUAUUAAAUGGAUUACUGGAGUUGCUCCUGAAGUCACUGGGAAUGUGCUUAAUGUGAAAUAUUAGUGCAAAUCAAUGUUUAUUGGUUGUAAAUAACAAUAGAAUGAGUCCAUUGUCCCAACUUAUCCAGAAUCUGCCUUAUAUUCCUACCCACAGAUCCCAUAUCUUAUUUGCCAUUCUGCUAAUGUCUAAGCCAAUUCAUCACUAGAUUAUUUACAAGAAGGCAGUUCUGUAUCUGUAUUGCCAUGUAGGGGGAGGAGCCUUGAUGGGGAUCAGGAAGUUGGAUAGUUAUGGAGUUGAGGGAAAAUCGUCAGGAAGGGGAAGGAAGUAGGAGACAGGCCAGGACUGGCAAUCUGUAGGUUCUAGCAAAUGCCAGAGGGGCUGUUGUAAGAUGCCAUAGACCAGCGGUUCU